AUUGACACUCGGGGUUUGUUGGUUUGUUGGAGAGGCACCUCUGCACGGAGCCCGGGGGGGGCGGGCACUGCACGGGGAGGCCGCCCUCCCAUUGGCUGACUCCACAGGAGACCAAACUCCAGGAAAACGCAGCUGCGGGCGCACGAUGGAGCGGGACGCGUUUCUGGCGUGAAGACGGAAACUGCGCGUGGACAUGAGGAGUUCCUCUGAUCCUCUGCUGCGUCUGGAACAACAUCUGAACUUCUGAGGGGAGAGGAACCAGCUCGUAGACACAUGUUGUUGUUGUUUUAUCACAACCGCUGAAUUAAACAUGAGUGAAAGGACCAUUUGACUUUUUUACGCACGGAUGGAAACGCGCACGGCGGUGCUCGCUGCUCGGUGAAGCCGCCGGUGUCCCUCUCUUCUGUCGGCACUUCAAAGCAAACGGUGAAUUACAUCACUGCUCUUUGAUCUUUCCUCGGUCUUCCCUCGAGCGCCAGUGAGAGUCCAGGUGGAAACAUGGCCGAGCACGAGAGCCUGGAGUUCGGGAAAGCGGAUUUCGUGCUGCUGGACAACGUGUCCAUGGAGGAGUUCAUGGCCAACCUCAAACUCAGGUUCGAGAAGGGGAGGAUCUACUCGUACAUCGGAGAGGUGGUCGUGUCCGUCAACCCGUACCGUGCCAUGAACAUCUACGGCCGCGACACCGUGGAGCAGUACAAGGGCCGCGAGCUGUACGAGAGGCCGCCGCACCUCUUCGCCAUCGCCGACGCGGCGUACAAAGCCAUGAAGAGGCGGAACAAGGACACGUGCAUCGUCAUCUCAGGGGAAAGUGGAGCCGGAAAGACGGAAGCCAGCAAGUACAUCAUGCAGUACAUAGCUGCCAUCACUAAUCCCAACCAGAGGGCGGAGGUUGAGAGGGUGAAAAACAUGCUGCUCAAAUCCAACUGCGUGUUGGAGGCCUUCGGCAACGCCAAGACCAGCCGCAACGACAACUCCAGCCGCUUCGGCAAGUACAUGGACAUCAACUUUGACUUCAAAGGGGAUCCCAUCGGAGGCCACAUCAACAACUACCUGCUGGAGAAGUCCAGGGUGAUUUUCCAGCAGGAAGGAGAGAGGAGCUUUCACUCCUUCUAUCAGCUGCUCAGAGGAUCUCCAGACUCCUUGCUGCGCUCUCUUCACGUCCAGAAAGACCCGACCGCCUACAACUACAUCAAAGUCGGAGGCCAGAUCAAGUCGAGCAUCAACGACGGCGCUGAUCUCAAAGCUGUGGCCGACGCCAUGAAAGUGAUCGGUUUCACAGGGGACGAGAUUCAGACCGUGUACAAGAUCCUGGCCACCAUCCUACAUCUGGGAAAUAUGACCUUCGGGGUGGACGGAGACGUGACCUUGAUCGAGAACCCGAAGCUGGUGUCUGUGAUCAGGGAGCUGCUGUCCACCAAGGAGGAGAACGUGGAGAAGGCCCUGCUGUACCGCACCGUGGCCACGGGGCGAGACGUCAUCGAGAAGCAGCACACAGCGCAGGAGGCCGGCUACGGACGGGACGCUCUGGCCAAGGCCAUGUACGAGCGUCUGUUCUGCUGGAUCGUCGGACGAAUCAAUGACGUGAUCGAGGUGAAGAACUACGACGCCAGAGUCCACGGGAAGAACACGGUCAUCGGGGUCCUGGACAUCUACGGCUUCGAGAUUUUCCAGAACAACAGCUUUGAACAGUUCUGCAUCAACUACUGCAACGAGAAGCUGCAGCAGCUGUUCAUCCAGCUGGUGCUGAAGCAGGAACAGGAAGAGUAUCAAAGAGAAGGAAUCCCCUGGAAACAUAUCGAUUACUUCAAUAACCAGAUCAUCGUGGACUUGGUGGAGCAGCAGCACAAAGGCAUCUUCUCCGUCCUGGACGAGGCUUGUAUGAACGUGGGCAAAGUCACCGACGAGGUUUUCCUCCAAGGCCUCAACGGCAAACUCGGCAAACACGCCCACUACACCAGUCGCAAGCUCUCACCCACCGACAAGAGUCUGGAGUUCGACCGGGACUUUCGUAUCAGACACUACGCAGGAGACGUGAUGUACUCUGUGGUGGGUUUCAUUGACAAGAACAAAGACACACUGUUCCAGGAUUUCAAGAGACUGCUCUACAACAGUUCUAACCCGGUGCUGAAGGGGAUGUGGCCCGAGGGCAAACUGAGCAUCACCGAGGUCACCAAACGGCCGCUCACCGCCGCCACGCUCUUCAAAAACUCCAUGAUCGCGCUGGUGGAGAACCUGACGUGCAAGGAGCCCUACUACGUCCGCUGCAUCAAGCCCAACGACGUUAAGUCCCCGCUGCUGUUCGAGCAGGAGCGCUGCCGCCACCAGGUGGAGUACCUCGGCCUGCUGGAGAACGUCAGGGUGCGGCGCGCCGGCUUCGCCUACAGACAGACGUACCCUCGCUUCCUGCAGAGAUACAAGAUGAUCUCGGAGUUCACGUGGCCGAACCACGACUUGCCAUCGGACAAAGAGGCCGUGAAGAGGCUCAUGCAGGGCUGCGGGUUUGACCACGACGUCGCCUACGGCAAAACCAAGGUCUUCAUCCGCACGCCGCGCACCCUCUUCAGCCUCGAGGAGCAGCGAGCCGAGAUGCUCCAAAGAAUCGUCCUCUUCCUCCAGAAGGUGUGGAGGGGCACCAUAGCCCGGAUGCGUUACCGGCGGAUGCGAGCGGCCCUCGUCAUCCUUCAGGCUUACCGCCGCUACAAGGUCAGGUCCUACAUCCGCGAGGUCAACCGUCGCUUCAAGAACGUCCGAUCCAUGAAGGACUACGGCCGACACGUCAAGUGGCCGACGCCGCCGAAAGUCCUGCGCAAGUUCGAGGAGGCGCUCAGGAGCAUCUACAACAGGUGGUGGGCAUGGACCCUGAUCAAAGGCCUUUCUCCAGAGGAGGCCCUGCAGGUGAGGGCCAAGGUCGCCUGUCUGGAGGCCCUGAAGGGCCACAGGAGCGACUUGGGCCUGCAAAGAGCCUGGGAAGGAAACUAUCUGAAGCGAGACAGCCCCGACAGCGCCGCGUCGUUCACGCUCGUCUCCAGCGAGCUGCAGCGGAAAGACAAAUUCAUGAGGGUGCUGUUCUCCUGCAAUGUUCGCAAGAUCAACCGUUUCCACAAGUCGGAGGACAGGACUGUGCUCAUCACUGACCGCCACCUGUACAAGAUGGAUCCCCUGAAGCAGUACAAGCCCAUGAAGAGCAUCCCCCUCUACAACGUGACGGGGAUGAGCGUGUCCCCGGGGAAGGACCAGCUGGUCGUCUUCCACACUAAGGACAGCAGGGACCUGGUGGUGUGCCUGCAGGGAAUGGUCCCCGCCAGCGAGAGCCGCAUCGGGGAGCUGGUGGGCACCUUGCUCAGCCACUUCAAGAGCGAGAAGAGGAAGCUGCAGGUGAACGUCUCCAGUCCCAUCCAGUGCAGCAUGAACGGCAGGAAGUGCACCAUCAUCGUGGAACCCAAGAUCAACCAGUCACAGCCGGACUUCACCAAGAGCCGCUCAGGUUACAUCCUGGCUGUUCCCGGCAACUGAGAUCAAACAGUGACGGCCGAUUUCAAAGCAGGCCAAGAUGAUGAUGAUGAUGAUGAUGAUGAUUCACAUCUUAUUCACUCCUCAUGUUUUUUGCUGACAUUGUGUGGCAGCAGCUCUUUAGGAGCUUUGAGGUAAUUGAACCUCAAUCAGCAGAGUCGUGUCAAAUUGGACCCGUUUUCUAGAUUUCUAUGCAAUGCCGCGAUGAAAAGGAAGCGUUAGCAUUAUGCUACAUGCUAAAUCUUAUGUUAGGUAUAAUAUGCACUACAACGUGUUGCUCUGUCUCUUUUAAAAUCCAAAUUUAAAAUGAUUUGCUUUGUGCAAUAUAGAGUUUAUUGUGGAUUGAUUAUCGUGAGUUGAGGUGAGAGGAGAUUAAGCUGCAACUUGCAUCAAAGGUUGAGCAGGAAUGAAAAAUCCCUGCGGCUCCGGAUCAGAAGUGAAACCCCAGAAAAUUAAAUCCGAAUACAUGAACGAUUCUUAAAUACCUGCUUUAAUUGAGUUGUGGAUUUUAUUCUAAGGAAUAAUAAUGUUAAUGAACGUAACUGAAGACUUAAUGAAUGGAACUGUAACAUCCACUCUUAGUUUGUUAAAUGUUUACAAUCACAUGUGGGGAUAACGAGUGAGAAUCAAAUAGUUCGUUAGUGACAGGAUGUUCCGCAGGGUGUGUUGAGCAUAUCCGCGACAUCGCAAACCUGCGACGUACAAAGUGCUAAAAUCUGUUAAUUUAAAUCCUGCGUCUUAUAAUCUUUCCUGCAAUGUCUUUUAUAAUAUUCCUGCACGGCACCUGUACUGCAUAGAGUGCACAACUAAUACUGAGUAAUACUGUAGAAGGACAAUAUGAAGAUUAUAACCAAAGCAUUACUUUCUACAGGAGGCUUCAUGAUCUCUAGAGCCUUGUUCACACGACACGGUUUCAGGAUCAGUCAGAUUCGUGUCUCUUGUUGUUUUCGUGAGUAGUUUGGGGGGUUUCUCCUGGUUCUUGACCUCCUGUCGCAGUGUGAACCCAACGCAACGGGAACAAGACUCCGGAUCACAAGGCAGGAAGUCGUGUAGUGUGAACUGGGCUUCAGUACUGGACUCUGAGUGCUGCUGCAGAGUCCAGUAGCUGCACCCUUUGUCUGGUUUGCUGUCUCCGUGUUCAGUGAAAAGCUCUUGAUAAACCUCCCCUUCAUCAGUGAGAACAGUGAGUGUGAGUGUGACCGUGGGAGUGCGCUCACUGUAUGUGGGUCAAUUAGCUCCUUCAGCUCGGAGACUUGAGACUCUGGCCGACGUCCGCAACAGUGAGGACGGAAGCAAAUCAGACUUCAGUCCUACUUUACUCUAACAACGGGGAGGACUUUCUGUGUGAAUGCUGAGACGUUGUCCUCUUGUCCUCUGGUUGCUGACGUGUCUGCGCUUAAACAAUAUGAUCUUUUUCCAAUCAUCGCAGAAAUAUAUACGCUAGCACAGAUGCUGACGAGAUGAAGACAUCUGACUUCAAACUGUGUGAGAUUAAUAUCCACAGACUAGAGGUAAUCAUAUUUCUGCUGCUCUAUCACAAACCAAAUUACUGUUGUGGAGCUGACGUCUGUUCAAGCUUUUGAAGAACACAAGAGAAGUGUCCCCUCUGAAUCUGCCUGUUUGGACCGAGCUGUUUGUUUCACCUGUGCUGACGCGUGUUGCAGUUUUCUUUCUGAAACUGUGAAAGUGACCUGCAGUGAUUGAGCCGCGGCAAAUAAAGACCGAGUCCACACAGAACCCUGAAGCCACCGGAGCCGUUCACCGGUUUGUUCAAAGUCCAGUGGAGCUCGGCUCACUUGGCAGAAGCUGAACGUCGAUUCGUCCCAGUCGCUGCUGCUACAGAGCGCCGGUCGCCUGCUCUUUCAAACUUUACUCAAAGUGGCCAAAUUCAACACUUCACUUCUUUGGGUCCUUUACAACACACACACGCCAAGUGUGUAGCUGAAGUGUGUAUGUGUUUGAUUUCUAGACGUGUGAGACACCGACAGACAGAUUUGUGGAAUUAGUAGAAAGAUGUUUACACCUGAAAGUGGCUCAGCAACAUUCAUCCACAUGCAGCCUCCGUAGCUUCCUCCCGUCUGGACUCCACGUUCCCUCAAAGGUCAAACGGGAUUCUACUGGAAACUACAGUUUCGAACCAACUGGGCAAACUCCAUCUACUAAUGAAGCUCAUGCAACAUGGUCGAAAGCUCCAGAACGGCACUUUAGUUAUUUCCUCUUUUUAGAACUUCCUUAUUGACACUUGACGGAUCGUUUUCUUCAGCGACUCUUUCCACGAGAGACGACUCGGCGUCCGGCCUCGUCCAGGACUCAGAGGCCCACUUCACUUCGAUGGGAGGGAAAGUUGUUAGCGCUCCGAUGGCGCCCGAGUCGAGUCAGAGCGAGUCGUUUAUCUUAAUUAGUUUGCGAGUGGCCGCGUCCCUUUGAAGAAGCAAAUCUCCGCUCUACCUCGCGGCUCUGUGGCGAGAUGACCUCGUGCUGUUGUUGGAUGAAGGCUCGCUGACGCAGAACAUGGCUGUUUGGGGUAAUUGGUGCAUCGGAUUAAGGGAAGUGACAUCGGGAGCGUUAAUAGACGGUUUUCACUGCGGCUUUGGUGCGGUGGCUGCCUGCGCUCGGCGUGUGUGUGGACGAUAACGCUGCCGCUCUCCAUAUCCCUCUGCAUGGUAAUCUCCCACAGGGCUCCACUAUUCACCGCUCAUCAUUAGGAUGGAGUCCGUGUCACUCCUCACUCCAGCGCUUCUCUCUCUCUUCUCUCGCGUACUUAAAACGAGGGGGUUGGUGAACAAAGCCUCGCUUGGCCUUCUCUCCUUCUCCACUCCCUCUGCUUUCUCUUUCCUCCCACUCCCUCCCUCCUUUUCCACUUCCCUUCCCCUGUCAGAUCGCCUGGCUCCUCGCCCGGCUCGGCCGACUCCACCGUCCUGCAGGGCAGUGAAGGUUUUCCUGUUUUCUUUGUUUUUCUGCUGUUGUUAUUUUAUACUUCAGCCGUCCUGUGCCCAGGAGGCGUGCAAAUGGGAAAAGGAAAAAGCACCAGCAACCAGACGAGUCAAACAAUAGGAGGAUCAGGCAGAAACAAAAACCAGGGAGGAAAGAAUAAGACUAAGACGGAUUAAGCAGAAAUGUGGAUCUAAACCCUGUUAAAAUACAUUUUCUUAUUGUUAACAAAUCACGAAACGACCAAAACUUACAAUGUUCUAGUCUGUGUGCUCUCCUCUGAAAUAUGUAGAAUCAGGUUUAAUUUAUAUAUAAUAUUGAAUCAUUUUUUAUUCCUCCAUGCAGCCAGUGACCGGAGGUGUUCCGUCAAUCAGUCCGUCCCCCUCCUGUGAACAUGAUAUGUCCAGAACACCUCAAGGGAAUUUCUUCUAGUUUGGUACAAAAGCUCAGUUAAAGUCAAAGAUGAACUGGUUGAAGGUCAAAGGGUGAAGGUCACGGUUCUUGUGAAGAUGACAUAUCAGUGACACCCAACGUGGAUUUCAUUACAUCCGGCACAAACAUCCACAUGAACCAAAGGACGACCUGAAAACCAGCGGUCAAAGGUCAAGUUCACGAACGUUCACUAAAGACUCUGGAUUAACUGAUUAGAUUUGAGUUGGUCACAGAUCAACGGUCGAGGUCACGGCGGCCUCGCGUGUUUCAGCAGCCUGGAACUGCACUGGCCUCCAGUUUAAUAAAUCAAAGCUGUUUCCUAAAGUACCUGGAACUAUUACAGUAACUAGAACAGGAGGAAGGGACUAUUUUCUUCAGCGUAUUUAUACAUAUUCGGUGCAAUUUGUGGGGUAUUCACCGAAACCAGAUGGUGUAUGUGUUGUUAAAAUAAACUAUAUUACCAUGUUCAUCAUAAGGGAAUGAACAAGUCUGACAAAACGUAAUAUUUGGAUCAAUUUAUUGUGAGUUUGGUCUUUUCGUGAGUUUCGUUGACAGUAAGAAAAAUAUAGAAAAUGUCCAGACUGGUUUUUUUCCUGUGCUGUGAUUUGUUUUUGUUGUUUUCCUCAUAUUGAUCAUCAGCUUUAAGUGUGAAAAUCAACGUGGAUCUAAUCAAAAAGGGCAUUUAUGGAUUUCAGAUGUGAGUAUUAACUCGGUGCCACUGUGCUCUUCCCUUCGCUGAUCUCUGCAGUGACAGCGUGUCGAGCACAUUCUGUCAGUUUCCAGUGUCCAUGUCGGCCAAAGGGUGAAAAACUCAAAUCCCAUUUUCAUUUCUAUAAUUUAUUCUGUGGCUUUUGGCAAAAAUCUGUAUAUGUAUGUGCACCGUUCAUCCAGUAUGUGCCUAAUUUUAUGUUAAGUUUAUAUUUUGAAUAUUUGUGUAAUAUUUCACUACUACGUCCCAUAACUAUACUGUAAUAUCCAGACCAAGUCUAAAGGGAACAGUUGUAAUAUUAUUUUGUAUAAAUGCAGAUCAUGCAUUCCACGAUGAUCCGUCAAGAAAAAUAUUUCAUUAAUCACUUUAUCAAUAAAUUUAUUUGCCUCACAUGUUGAAA
This is a messenger RNA of Hippoglossus stenolepis (Pacific halibut), 7982 nucleotides long. It is a transcript of the gene myo1d, whose product is annotated as myosin 1D. Gene Ontology annotation, cellular component: plasma membrane; microvillus; myosin complex. The record is from RefSeq and is a predicted model, not a curated record. Gene Ontology annotation, molecular function: ATP binding; microfilament motor activity; actin filament binding. The coding region runs from base 499 to 3513 and encodes 1004 amino acids. The transcript is spliced from 22 exons. Gene Ontology annotation, biological process: actin filament organization; vesicle transport along actin filament. NCBI's taxonomy places the organism in Eukaryota, Metazoa, Chordata, Actinopteri, Pleuronectiformes, Pleuronectidae.